UGACUGGGACACAUGACCCCAAGUGUUGUGUACACUGAGUCGAAUGCAGAGUAUUGUUUAACAAUGGAGAUCAAUGGGACUUUCAACUUUAGCCUGGACGAAGCCUACAAAAUCUUGGUGGAACACAGUAGAAGAAACACAAAUGUAGACAAGAUAACCGAGAAUGUGCUGAUAGCCGUCUACUCUCUCCUUAUAAUGCUGGGCCUGUUCGCAAAUUUGGUGGUGAGCUUCGUGGUUGCCCGGAGACCUCAGAUGCACACAGCUCGUAAUCUGUUCAUCGUGAACCUAACCCUCUCAGACAUGACCUUGUGUGUGAUCUGCAUGCCUUUCACUCUACUCAAGAUCAUCCGCCGCGAGUGGUCCAUGGGUGAACUCUUGUGCAAGCUAGUCCCUGUCUUGCAAGGGACCAACAUCCUUGUGUCCGUGGGUACCAUUACAGUAAUAGCUCUGGACCGUUACUUCACUAUAGUACACGCUCAUGAUGGCACCAGCCGUACUAGAGUGGUAUGUUCCAUAGUGUGUGUUUGGCUGCUGUCUCUUAUCGCUACUCUACCAAUAUUUUUCUACCAGGUAGUAGAGCCUUUCAAGUUCCAAGAAGUUGUCCUCUACGAGAUUUGUAUAGAGAGUUGGCCUUCUCAGCACUUGAAGGUGAUGUACUCUGCUGCCAUCUUGCUGGUCCAAGCAGUGAUCCCUGCGCUGGUUGUGGGAGGCGUGCAUGCUAGUAUCUCCUCUCACCUGCACGCGCACGCCAAAACACAACGGGACUCUCGGAGAGCACAGCGAGAGUUAGCCAGGAACAAACGCACUACUCUGCUACUAUCCGUGGUGGCUAUACUGUUCGCAAUCAGCUGGCUACCGCUGGGUAUUUUCUCGCUCGUCUCCGAGGUAGUUGCUCCACCUGACAGCUCCCAGUCACUGUACUUGACCUUGGCAGUGUGUCACGUGAUCGCCAUGUCCUCCGCGGUCUCCAACCCCGUCAUGUACGGCUGGAUGAACUCAAACAUCCGCCAGGAACUGAUGCAACUACUACCCUUCAAGCGGCGGCGCCCUGUGGUGGAAGAGGCUACGACUCGCACCGCCCUCCACACAAACUGCCGCAAGGAGAGCGUUACUCUGCUGGUCUACAACGGAGAUAGACCGCCUGCUCCCUCCAACACUGUCCUUACUGAGGUUUAGGCUUUAUACUGAAUUGAAGUUACUGUAUCCCGAAUGGAGCGGCCCGUGGUAGAAGAGUCUACAACUCAUACCGCCCUACACACGUAUCGUGAGAAUUUGAAAACAUUUAUGUUUCUAUAGUAUUAAUUGGAAAUCCUCUGCAAACUUAUAUGGAACGAAAUUAAAUUUUUGUUGUUAAUCAGUUUUUAUUUGCCAUCCACGAAGAUCUCACUGUUGCAGUAAUUGUUCACAUACAUAAAUAUUCAAAAUUAAAAAACUUAUUCAUGUGUUUGUAUUUUAAGGAAUUUCUGUAAGGUGGUUUAAAAUAAAAUACAAAACUUUGUACUAUUUGAUACCAACAUUAUUUGGUAUUAUUUCGUAGGCAAUACUUUUCCAAUAUUUUGUUUAUAUAUUUACACUUGUACAAUUUUAAUUUUUAUCUUAUGCAUAAAACCUAAAUGAAACCCAUUGAAAGGAAAGAAUAUAUAUUUAAAUGGUUAUUAAUGGUUUUAAGUCGAAGUAACUGGUUGGCAUGUUUACAGUUAUUAAUAUUUUUCUAAUGGUUAAAUAUAACCGUGCCUGUAUAAGGGUAAUAUAUAAGGAAGGCCAGAUAUAUAAUGCAGUUGUGAUAGUGAUUCAAUGGAGUGAUCCAUUAUCCAAUAUCAGCAACAAGCUUUGAAUAUUAUUUACGAUAUGUAUUCAUAAAUAUUUCUAGAGACUAUAUAUUGUUGUGUCUUUUGUAACCAUGUAGUUUUUAAUAAAAAUAUGUCAAUGGCAUAACGUUUACGUUUUUAAUUUAACUAACAGUCUUUUAAAACGUGAUCAAUGAUUCAAUGAAUGCUUAUCUCAUCGACCAAGAGACUUUGGACGACAUGCGAUGACAGCAGAUAACACCCAAAGAAACCCGAUGAUCUUGGUCCCAAGGAUUCAAAAAUUGUAAAAUGUGAUAAUAUAGGUGUAAAAGUAACUCACUAAAAAUCACAGACUUCAGGGAUGAUUUGAAAUUCAUAUGUUCAGAUUAAUGUUUUAACAGUAACUCACCUAGGCCUAACAAUUAUUAUGUAUUUUUUAGUGCUAAACCUUGUUGAAUUAUUUAAUGGGGUGUCACGGGUCAUACUUAUGUCAUACUUCUGACAUACAUGACUGUCACAAUAUUACAUUACAUGGUGAGAACUCUACUGUUUAUAAUAGAAAAAGUAAUUCUAUACCGGUAACUACAAGUAACAAAAAUAAAGUAUACGAUAAGUAGUCCUAAGCCCAUAAAAAAUAAAUAAUUGUUUAUUUGCCUUCAUCUAUUGUUAAGCCACAUUAGUUUUACCAUGGAAAUUCAUUAUUUGCGAUAUUGAAAAUUCGAAAAUAUAACAGGAUUCUCGAUAUUUAAGAUCACCGUGCUUUAUGAGAUUAGAAGACUACAUUUCUAGUAUUAUAGUCUCUCCUCUUCUAAAAUCGACCAGUCAGAAAUUGACUACAAUACAGGUUACACGUAAAAAAAUGUUAGUAUAGCUGAAGAAUAAAUUAUUUCUUAUUUUAAGUCUUUUGUCACCUGAAGAAGAGGUUACAAUCUUCAAGUCUUGGUCAUAUUAUUGUUUAAUAACGAUGGUAAAUGUCAAACAUCCUGAUGAAUUGGAUUUUUGUAAUAAGUUUUGGUCAAACUAUGUGGUGAACUGAAAAGUCAAUGCUGGCCAAUACAUCUAUCAGUAUGCA
Homalodisca vitripennis (glassy-winged sharpshooter) is the source of this 2859-nucleotide messenger RNA. Its product is annotated as neuropeptide F receptor-like. The transcript is spliced from 5 exons. The coding region runs from base 13 to 1176 and encodes 387 amino acids. NCBI's taxonomy places the organism in Eukaryota, Metazoa, Arthropoda, Insecta, Hemiptera, Cicadellidae. Gene Ontology annotation, cellular component: membrane. Gene Ontology annotation, molecular function: neuropeptide Y receptor activity. Gene Ontology annotation, biological process: G protein-coupled receptor signaling pathway. The record is from RefSeq and is a predicted model, not a curated record.